UAUUUUAAGAAAUUUCUUUUUCCUUCUUCACCUCUUUGAAAAAAAAAAAAGAAAAACAGAGCAAAAAGAAAAAUCUCUGUCAAUGAAAAUCUAUCAUUUUCUCUGUUUCUGAAGAUUCACUUUUCCAAAUUCAAAACCCUAAUGUCUAUACGAUCUGAUUUUAUAGCAGUGCUUUUCGGAGUGCAACUUUUUUUUGUCAUUUUCUGUUUGGUUGCAGAGAAAGAAAAAGAUAGUGUGAUGUGAGGUGAGAGACAAAGCAGAGAAACUUCUAUUUUCUCCAGCUAGUUUUCCUCUAAGUUCGAUGCAAGAGAAAAGAAGGGAAAACUCUCUUUCUGGUGAUAUUUUCUUCAUCCUGUUCCAAGUCCAAUGUGGCUUUACAUAUUUAUAUUGCUUUUAUUUGUUAUUGACAAUUAGGAAUUGUCCUUAUAUGAUUCUUAAUUUUGAUUGGUAGAAAUGCAUGACUAAGAAGAGGGUAUAAGCAACCAAUAUUGUUUUGAUUUGAUAUGGACUCUAUGGUUAAUAUGGGACUCUACUUUGGGUGUUUGGGGACAUUCUAUGUUUUUGUGUCUGCUUUGGGCCCAAUUUUAUAAAUUAGGUUCCACCGGCAAGAAAGAUCGCGAAGUUUCUUGCACAAAUGAUUUAGUUUCCAUAAGUGUAUUUACUUCAAUAAUGAUGCUAAACCAUUAAAUUUACAUUUGUGAUUAAGAAGAAUUUACUCUAUUUUAAAAAAUCAAAAUUGCUUUAUUCCACCUGGUCUUUUUCCCUUGAAGUUUACUCAAUGUGCUUUCUGGCUUUAAAGGUUCCCAAACUGAUCCUCUCACAUUCAUGUUCUGGUUUAGAAUCUUAAAUACUUGCUUGCUAAUUUGACCAGGAACGCAAUUGGGUGUGUUGGUAGACUCUAUGGAAGCUGACAAUGCUGCAGAAGACUUGGCAAAAAGCCCAAUUUUAUUUAAGGCUAAAUCUGAUAUUGCAAAGUCAAUGGCCAAGAAUUUCUUGAAGACAAGGAAAGCCACUGGCACUUCUGAGGUCCGGAGGAGAAAGCCAAAGAAGAAAAACAAGAGUGUAUUAGAGGGCAAUAAAGCUACUGAAGAUAAUGCUAACAAGCUAAAUUCAAGGAAAGAAAACCAACAAGAGGAUGCUACAACCAGUACAGAGUGCGUAGAGAAGAGCUAGCAGAUACAAAAGAAUGAAGAAAAUACAUAUGCAUCAGAUGUCCAGGAAAAUAGCUGUAAGUCAAAUGACAGUCCCAAGAAGAGAAGAAGGGAAAAGGAGCCCAGCUUUUUUAAUAAAAACUAAAAGAAUGAAGAAAAGCGGGACGGUAAGAAAAAGAGAAAAUGGAAUGAGCAGAAGGAAAAACACAGUAGUUCAGAGAAGAAUAACAAGAAUAUAGAAAAGUGCGAUAAGGGAGCGAAACAAGAAACUAAGAAGAAGGAAAAGAUAGAUGGUCUGAUAUUUAUGUGCAAUUCAAAGACCAAGCCAGCCAGAUUGUUUCCAAUAUUGUGUAAUGGCUGUACCCACAGGUAAAAAAGAUAUUGUGUUGGGUAUCAGACGAGGGCUUAAGCAUUUUCUCCAUGAUUAUGAUCUCAAGCUUAUGUAUGGGAUUUAUAAGGCAUCCUCUUCUGGUGGCAUGAAACUUGAGCCAAAGGCUUUUGGUGGGGCUUUCCCCGCUCAGGUGCCAUUUUCUUAUAGCCUUCUCCCUUUAAUUACAACUCUGUGUCUUCCUUCCUUUAAAGAUUUUGUGUACCAAUGACUUCCAUUUCGGGUGCGGUUCAGUGUCCAUGCUGAUUGUUUUCUGCAGAGAGCAUUUUCAAGAAGGCAAUGAAGGAAAAUUAUAAUGAAAAGCACAAAUUCAAAACUGAACUUGCCGCUAGACAAGUUCGGAAGCUCACUGAACUUUUUCGACCAGUUGGAGUUCAUUCAAUUGCACUGCCUGCUCACUCCCUGUCAAGGGCAGCGGCUGGAAUCAUUGAACACUCUGACAACAGGGAAGUUCAUGAUAGACCAAGGGAAGCAAGGCCCCCUUCACACACAGAAGCGUUUGCUAGAGAUCCUUAUGUCAAUAUCAGUGCUAGAAAUUACUCCGUUUCAUCUCAUUAAAAGGAUCAGCAAAUUGCAUAUGGAGAGUUGGCAUAUAGUCGGAGGGAGGACAGUCAUUGUGAUUUAUACCAUAGUAAGAAGGAAUACAUGGCUUAUGGUCUUCAGGGAGAGAAGAAACUUGACUCUUUAGCUUCUUAUCACUCCAGCAUUAGCAUCUUACCGUGGAGAUUGCAAAGAGAAGCUUCUACGACAACAAGACAUGGUAGACAGGGAAUCCAUGGCUAUGCAGAGAGAUAUAAUUCACUCUGAUCCUCUUUACUUGACUGAGAGAGAGUAUCAGACUUACGAUUUGGGUGCUACACGAGAAAUGCAAUCAACAGUUUCUGCAGCGUCUGCAAAUACAUCUGUAGCUGCUGCUUCUACUUUGGACUCCUAUACUACGAAUCCAUAUUAUAGUCGAUAUCAUGGUGCUUCAUUGGUUGACUCUUAUCUGCCACGUCCAAGAGCAGAGGCACCUGAUUGAGACUGGUCAUUUGAGGAGGAAAGAAAGCAACAAAGUGGAUAGAUUGUAUUCCGCAUAUGCUUCUGAUGCAUUUGCAGAUUACAACCAGAUGUAUCUACUUGAAGAUUUUAAGCCUGAAGCUGCUUCUGCAUCAGUUUCAUCCCUGUAUUCUUUUAGUGGUGCGUCAUUGUCUUAUUGCUGAGAGUUUGAUUAUCUGUCCUUUCAUGCCCCUAACAUAAGACAUGUCAUUUGUUU
Durio zibethinus is the source of this 2794-nucleotide messenger RNA. Lineage: Eukaryota; Viridiplantae; Streptophyta; Magnoliopsida; Malvales; Malvaceae. The record is from RefSeq and is a predicted model, not a curated record.